UAUUUCUGUGUGAUUGGUUUGGUUUUGCCUCCUAUUUCGAUAUGGUUUUGUUUUAUGAUCGGUUUGGUUUUGCCUCCUAUAUGAUUUUCGAGAGCGUGGCUUGGAUAUAAGGCUUUACCAAAUGGCCCAGUUAAAAAAUGGUGUGGUGUUUUAUGUGAUACCGAACUACAUGCUUCACGUUUUAUGGAAUGUCGAGAACAUGCUCUGUUGUUGUUCACUUAAACACAGCUAUGGAAACACCAAACUGUUCUUCUCCAAACUCUUAAUCUUCCCAAUUGUUCAACGUAUUCAUCUUGAUUUACCAAUUAAUGAUUUCGUCAUUUAACUCAGAAGGGAUGUAGACUUCUCCGUUUCCUUCACAGCACUUCUAUAAAUUGCAGAGGGUUGAAUCUUCAUAAUUUUUACCCCAAGCGUAGAUAGAUUCUUCAGAAAUCUUCCUCUUCUGAUGCCUACUGUUUUGCCAUCAGCCUUCGACGAUCUCCGGCUUGGUCAAUCGUCCCAAUUCAUUGUUGCUUGGCUUCUCUGUUUCUGGGACUCAGAUAAACAUCAAGAAGCAUGGUGAAUUCAUGGAAAUAACCCUACUACUCCUCGACAAAAGUGUGGUCUUUGUGAAGCCGGAGACAAAGCCCCAGACAUCUCCAUGCGCUGGACAAGGACAUCAUCAACUUCACGCGCUGCUGCCGGAGAAACAUCACGUGACACCACCAGAGAGUUGGAACCAUCACACGCCUUGGAGGAAGACAAUGAGGAGAUCCCGGAUAAAUGGUACGAGUCUGUUGAUAUUCCGUCAUUACGUUCCCUGGAUCGCUCCUUUGUGUUUUCUAGGGAGCAAAUUCAGAUCCUUGCAUGUUUAUCUGAGAGUAAAGGAGACAUAGUGGGUGCAGGUCUCUUUACAAGUUUAUAUUGUUGACUGCAAUUCGAGAAGCAUCAGGACAGGGACCAACUUUCUGAUCAUGAACACAAGGAUCCAUAUGGGAACCUUUUGAAGUGGUCGAUACCGCUGGAUAACAUUAUUUCUCAGCAACCCCGUUCUUUUACCACCUCAUAUAAGCUCUACCCUAGGUAUCAGCAGCAUUGCACACAAGCCAUCACUCUCUUCUGGCUCAGGAUCUCAGCUCUUCUCAUUCGGCCAUUUUAGAAGCUACUCCAUGUCAGCUCUGCCAAUGCCGAACACUGCACCAGUUAUUGGACCCGUAAAGGCUCAAAGCUCCAACCCAUCAUUUGAUCUUGAAGACUGGGACAGUUACGGAACGGUCACAAGUCUGGGACUGAAUAGCUCUUAUCUGUCCGGGGUGUCCCUUUGGAGCGGUAUAGAUUUUCUGUUCGGUGUGGACUUGAAGGUAUCUGCAUUCCUGGUAGAACAUGGAAGAGGAAACUUGAAAUAAUUAAUUUUGCAGGCUCAAUGUCAAGAAACAAAAGGAGGUAGUAGAGAACAAAACCAAGGGGAUACACAUAAAAUAAAGUGCUUCCACGAUAAUGUUCAAUCAGUAUCGUGUACGUUUCUAAAAUGUAUGGAUUACUUGGAAACAAAAAGAACGACUUUAGGAUUUAUUCAUGAUGUGGUUCAAUGUGCUAAUCUGUAAACAAGAGAAGUGAGUUAUUUUAAAA
Molecule: messenger RNA, 1608 nt
Organism: Raphanus sativus (radish)
Lineage: Eukaryota; Viridiplantae; Streptophyta; Magnoliopsida; Brassicales; Brassicaceae
Exons: 5
Coding region: 641-910 (89 amino acids)
Source: RefSeq, a predicted model, not a curated record